This is a messenger RNA of Brettanomyces bruxellensis, 702 nucleotides long. RefSeq lists its product as uncharacterized. Gene Ontology annotation, biological process: maturation of LSU-rRNA; maturation of 5.8S rRNA. Lineage: Eukaryota; Fungi; Ascomycota; Pichiomycetes; Pichiales; Pichiaceae. Bases 1 to 702 code for a protein of 233 amino acids. Gene Ontology annotation, cellular component: preribosome, large subunit precursor. The transcript has a single exon. The record is from RefSeq and is a predicted model, not a curated record.
AUGAUGAAGAAAGAUAUAUCACGAGCUAAAAUUGAAGAAGUUUCAAAUAAGAAAAGAAAGAGGGGGGAAAUUGAUGUAACAAAAGGAAAGACGGUAGAGGAAUACAAGAAAUCGGUUGACUUGAAACUUGAAGAAAAGAGCGAUAAUGAAUACGAAAGCUCUGAUGAUGACGAGAUUGCAGAAAUUGGAAGACAGAAUGAAGAUGAAGAGAAAAGAAGGAAAAAAAUGAAAAAAAGAAGGGAGGGUGAUGAUGGUUCUGAGUUGUUCUCUAAAGCAAUGAACGCUCUCUUAGAUACGCAUUUAAAGGCCCAUGAUAGAGUUGAUCCUAUUUUUGCCAGGUCUAAAGGGCAGAUAAAGAAAUUUGAAGAUGAAAAACUUGAGCAAAAGGCUAAAAAGUUAUUACUAGCUAAAAAGCGCGCCAAGAUGAAUGCCAGCAGAAGGAUGAAUCUUAUUUCGGAUGCUGCGGAAGGGGAAACGGCUCAGGUGACUCUACAAAGAGAGAAAAGCUUGAAAAAAGUGGCACGUAGGGGUGUUGUGAAGUUAUUUAACGCGAUAAUGGCAGCACAAGCACCAGCAGAUAACGCCGUUUCUCGAUCUAAAGGAAGAUACUUUAGUGAGAAGAGAGAACAAGAAGAUAUAACAGAUGUUUCUAAAGAGAAGUUUUUAGGUAUGGUUCAGGCGGCGGCACAGAGAAAAGUUUAA